AUGGCAAUACCAACAACAGGAUUGCAAAAUCUCGCACUAUGUUCAGUCUUCACAUUAUACUUUGGUAAAGUUAUUAAAAUAUCAGAUUUGAUGUGUAAAGCAAAUGCAAGAUUUAUCUAUGCUAACAUGUAUGGUGCAAGUUCAUUGAAACUUGUAUCAAAUUGUAUCUUGUGCAUGCAAUUGAAAGUGUAG
Clunio marinus is the source of this 192-nucleotide messenger RNA. Lineage: Eukaryota; Metazoa; Arthropoda; Insecta; Diptera; Chironomidae. The record is from the annotation of a GenBank genome assembly.